Phycomyces blakesleeanus NRRL 1555(-) is the source of this 2301-nucleotide messenger RNA. RefSeq lists its product as hypothetical. Bases 1 to 2301 code for a protein of 766 amino acids. The transcript has 5 exons. The record is from RefSeq and is a predicted model, not a curated record. Lineage: Eukaryota; Fungi; Mucoromycota; Mucoromycetes; Mucorales; Phycomycetaceae.
AUGUCCAAUAAUCAAAAGAAAGACAGUUAUGUUAUCUGCAAAUGUCCAGACUGUACAAAGUUGGAUAGCUGUGGAAAGAAACAGAAAAGACAAAAUGCACAACGACACUAUGAGAAACAUAUAGUGCCUGUUGCCAAAGACGAUGCAAUGGAUGUUCCUGAAGAACAUUUUGACGACAUGGAAGUAGAUAGUAUUGACAGUGACAAUGACAAUGAUUAUGAUUACAAGAACGAAGGCGAAGGCGAAUAUGAAGACAAAAAUGAAGAACAAAACAUUGAAUUUGAUCAAGAAGUUGACUUACCUUUGUCCCAAGAAGAGUCCAUCUUUACUGUCAAAGAUACAAUUACAGGAGCAUUUGUGGUUGAUGGCGAUGAGAUUGAAGAAGGUGAUACCAGUUUUGAUUUUGAACAAGAAGAAAACUUUGAUGAGACCAGUGGGACCUCGAUAGUAGAAUCAGUUCGUCCUUCGUCUUUUGAUAACAUGCCCUUGUAUAUCCGCUUUGUUGCAGUAUUCAUUGUCAUAUUUCACUUGAUCUUUUUGGUGGAAAGCGGUGAAUCGAUUCUCAUUGAAUUUUGUAAUACUCUACUGUCUCUCUGUGAUAUGUCUGGCGCCCUUCCACUGACGAUCAAUAGCUUGAAGCAUAAGACAGGAUUUAACAUGGCAACAGACAGAAUGACAGUAUACAUUGCAUGCUCACAAUGUCAUUCGAUUUAUCCUCCGGAAACAAGUCAAAGAGUCUGUACAUUUAAGAAAUUCUCUCAAUCCGCCAUUUGCAACAACAAUCUCUUUAAAGUGUCAACCGGAAAUCGUUCUCUUCCAGCAAUGAUAUAUCCAUUCAACUCUCUGAAGUACGCCUUGCAACAAAAAUUCUCCAAGCCAGAUUUCGUGUCCAAGAUCAAUUUGUGGAGAAAAAAAGAAAACAGCACUCGGUGGUCAGAGCUUCAUCGGUUAUCUUACUUUGACCCAGUCCACUUUACAGUUAUAGACCCGAUGCAUAACCUCUAUCUUGGAACUGCAAAGCGAAUGAUUCAGAUAUGGCGCGAGUGUAACUACAUCAAUGAAAAGAAUCAGUUAACUAUGCAAGAGCUUGCCAAUGGUAUUGUUGUACCUUGUGGAUAUGCGCGUAUAACAAAGAAGAUUGCCGAUGGGUUUUCAUUCAUGAAAGCUGACAAGUGGAAGUCGUGGUGCGUCAUAUACUCUCCAUUUGUUCUGAAGCAUGUGCUCCCAGCCAAGAAUCUCGAAAACUGGAUUUUGUUUGUUGACGCAUGCCGCUUACUCACAAAACCUUCAAUCAAUGACAAAGAAAUAGACGAAGCCCACAGUAAACUCCAAUUGUUUUGUACAAGAUUUCAGACACUGUAUGGAAAAUCGGCCGUGACACCGAAUAUGCAUCUACAUCUUCAUCUUGGCGAGUGUGUUCAUGACUUUGGGCCAAUUUAUGCUUUCUGGUUAUUCAGUUUCAAGAGAUACAAUGGUUUGUUGAAGAAUAUCAAAACAAAUCAAAAAGGCGGCUUCGAAUCAACAAUGAUGAAGAGAUUUUUGGAGAGAACAUACAUUGGCAGCUUCAUACAAUCUUUCGUCAACCAUCUCCCCCAGUUCGCAAUUGACUUUCUGCAUCGCAUUUCAAAUAGUCAAGAUCAAUUAGCAGCAUUGCAUCCAUCUUCUACUGCCAGUACCUUUUCUCUGUCUGACUUUGUUGAAUAUUCGUUAAACCCUCGUCAUUCUGCUUUGGGUUGUGAGCCGUUGCCCCCUUCAGUGUUUCCGAUUAAACUCAACCAAAGGAUUACAAUGUGCAAGGGACAUUAUGAAUGUUUACUGGAGUUUUACAGACACGCGUAUGGCAGUCACGAUCUUUUUGGCCAUUAUUCAAACUGCGAGUCUAACCAGAUUUUUGUCAAUAACCGAAUUGAGAAAAUGAAACGGAUAUCUCUUCUUGGACAGGAAUACUCUUCUGGAUCUUAUUUCCGCGCCUAUUAUCUUGAGAAUAACAGUGAAGAUAAAGCAGCGUUUCCUGGCCGUAUACUGUAUUUAUUUCAACAUUUGAUAACUAUCAACGAAACUGUCAUCACCCAUACUUUUGCGUUUGUUGAGUGGUACUCUAGUUAUUCUUCGGGGAGUUACCAGCCAAUGUUAAAUGAAGGCAUUGAGCUCUGGAAUGAACCUUCUUCUGUACUUAAUUAUGAAUGUAUUAUUCCAGUACAUCGUUUAUAUUCACCAAUCGCAAUUGCUAAAUAUAGGUUUACUAUAACUAGUGAAUUUAAACGUUUAGUAAUCCCUUUACCCCAAAAAAUAGAAGCUUAA